AUGACGAAUGAUGAUGAUGAUGAUGAUGGAGGUGAUAAUCAUCAUCACGAUGAUAGCCUUUAUGUACCCGUUGCUUGUCCAGAAAUAGCCAAACAAAGUCAUUCAGACAUUGAGCUGAGUACGUAUGACAGGACAAAUGGUACGACGGUUCUGAUUGGAUGUAAGGGAUUUGGACGUCAUAUUUCUGGACCAAUCUCUGUCGAGUGUCUUGACACUGGGGCGUGGUCUGAAACACCGAAUCUUAAAUGCAAAGUUGCUCUUGACUUAAAGGAAAAGGUUAUAGUUGGUACUGCAGCAGUAAGCGCCGCGCUUGUUAUCAUCAUCAUAGUCUGCCUUUGUUGUAUUUCUUGCUGCUGCAGACGGCGACGCAGACAUUAUCACCAUCGAUACCACGGUUGGCGAGGUUCGAGUGAUAACUGGAGGGACAGGUGGCCGGGAUGGACGACUGGUUGGUUCAAGGGUUCGGGGGAUGCCAAAGAUUUCAAGAAAAGUAAUCAUUUCCAUGAGUACUCCUCCGGUCCAUCUAAAAAUUUUGUGAACGAAUUCGCUUACUCUAGAGGGGACCGCGAAAAGGGCAGCUUUUCGAAAAAGUCCGGGUUCUUUAGAAGUUCAAGGCGUUUCUCAGACGGUGACAAACAUUCCAUAGACAGAGAAAUAUUUUCCAAAAAGUACUCCGGGAAAAUGUCGGACGAUGAUAAGCAUUCCGUCCACCGACAUGACUUUUUAAGGAAGUCAAAUUUUCUGCAAGACUCCGGAAAAUAUUCGGAUAUUGAUAAACACUCAAUUCAUAAGAAGACAAAUUUUCUAAAACAAUCCGGAAAAUAUUCUGAUGCGGAUAAGCUAUCUGUUCAUAGGCAAGAUGUGUCUAAGCGUUCAAAUUUUGUGCGCCAAUCUGGCUGGCAUUCGGAUAGGAACAUGUACUCGGAUAGGAACAAGUACUCGGGUAGGAACAUGUUCUCUGGUAUGUACUCGGGUGAUAAACUGGAAGGAAGACGUAAGGGAUGGAGAGGAUGGACAGAUAGUUUGAGAGAGAAUUGGAUAGAUUGGCGGAGUCGAACAUUUGGAGAUUCUCCCGCAGACGGAUCUGUUAGAAGACACGACCGUGCCUAUGACAAUUCUUACCCUGGUAGAGGCUUCAACAAAGAAGAAUAUGAAAGAUAUUCCAACGGGAAUAAACAGGAAAUAAUGAGAUCAAGACGUCUUUCGAAUGACGACUUGCAGCCCCCUGAUGAUUUACGGCGGGGUCGGAGGUAUUCCGACUCUUCACUGGUUGCCCAGCGACAAAGAUUCACGAGACGCGAAGCUUCGUAUGAUUCCCGGCCUGAUGACGUACAUUACAGCCGGGCACGCAGAUAUUCCGAUCCGAUGAUGUACAGAUCGGAAUAUGGUCGGUAUGGUCACGAGGCAUCACGUGACUCGUACAAGCCAUCAUUUAAUAUAAUACGAUAUGAUGACUCUCGACACCAUAUGAUUAAGGGCGAACCCACAUCAUUUGAAUAUUCAAGCUCCAGCAACAAACCCACUGUUCAUUAUUCCGGGGCAGAAACACAACGGUACGUUGGUCCGGCACAGAUUUUAGACCCAGUUUAUUAUUCCGAUCCACAACAUUACCAUGUUGGUUUAAGCAAUAACGCUGUUUUAGACGGACAGGCGCAAUAUAGUGGCGGGGCGAUUUUAGGGGGACAAACACAGUAUAGUAGUGGGGCGAUUUUAGGCGGACAGUCACGAUACAGUAGCGGGGCGAUUUUAGGGGGACAAACACGCUAUAGUGGUGGGGCGAUUUUAGACGGUCAGACGCGAUAUAGUGGCGGGGCGAUUUUAGGCGGACGUACACAGUAUAGUGGCGGGGCUAUUUUAGAUGGGAAAAAGUUAAAUUACACCUCUGGACAUGUUAACACGGACGGGUUGCUACGCUUACCGCCUAUAUCACUGGACCAACUUUCUAAAGUAGUAAAUGUGGACCUAAAUGGAUUGCAGCGUUCCUAUAGUAACAGAGUUGUAUCGUCUCCAAGAAUUACAGAAUUAGAUGGGAAUAGACACGUGACCAGCCGUUUAGUUGGCAACGAUUUAGGACGCAUAGAUACUGGCCAUUUUGAAGUGUUGAAAGUGAACCCAUCCGCCGACUCGUUCAUAGGAGGAGCACAAGUAGUUCCGGCUGAGAACAGCUCGAGGACGGAUGGCCAUUACACUCUGUACCAGGGGAAAGGUCGGACAAAACAGUUACAUAAUCUAUAAACUAAACAAAAUAUACAUGUCAUAGGUGAAUACUG
Messenger RNA from Ruditapes philippinarum (Manila clam), 2270 nucleotides. RefSeq lists its product as uncharacterized. The transcript has 8 exons. The record is from RefSeq and is a predicted model, not a curated record. The coding region runs from base 1 to 2235 and encodes 744 amino acids. NCBI's taxonomy places the organism in Eukaryota, Metazoa, Mollusca, Bivalvia, Venerida, Veneridae.